UUUCCACUCAUCAGUCAUCACCCCUCUGCUUCCUCGCCUUGUAAACCCCUCCUCUCCCCGCGGCCUCCUCCGCCUCUGCCGCCGCCGCCGGCAAAAUGGAGGGCUUCCACAACCUGCUCGCCCGCCCCAACACCGCGCCUCUCGCCUUCUCCCUCCCGCGCCCGCGCCGCCGGCCCGCUGAAGCCGUCAUCGUCUGCCGCGCCGCGAGCCGGUGGGCCGACCGCCUCUUCGCCGACUUCCACCUCCUCCCGUCCGCCACCCCCGCCGCGACCGACCCGCCGGCCGCGGCCCCUGCCGGCGCAUCCACGGCCCCCUUCGUCCCGCUCUUCCCCGACGCCGCCGACCGAUCUCUCCCUCUCCAAGUCGACUUCUACAAGGUUCUCGGUGCAGAGCCACAUUUCCUCGGUGAUGGCGUCAAGAGGGCAUUCGAGGCACGGGUAGCCAAGCCACUGCAGUUCGGCUACAGCACGGAUGCUCUUAUCAGCCGUCGGCAAAUGCUGCAGAUUGCCCAUGAUACUCUCACAAACCAGAGCUCCCGCACUGAGUACGACCGUGCACUUUCUGAGAACCGUGACGCGGCCCUCACAUUGGAUGUUGCUUGGGACAAGGUUCCUGGUGUGCUCUGCGCCCUUCAGGAGGCUGGGGAGGCGCAGGCAGUGCUCGCAAUUGGAGAGCAGUUACUGGAGGACCGACCACCCAAGCGGUUCAAGCAGGAUGUGGUUCUAGCUAUGGCUUUGGCUUAUGUGGACGUAUCAAGGGAUGCAAUGGCGACAAGCCCUCCAGAUGUAAUUCGCUGCUGUGAGGUGCUUGAAAGGGCUCUCAAGCUCUUGCAGGAGGAUGGGGCGAGCAAUCUUGCACCUGAUCUGCUGUCACAGAUUGAUGAAACUUUGGAGGAGAUCACACCUCGUUGUGUUUUGGAGCUUCUUGCCCUCCCUCUUGAUGAAAAACAUCAGAGCAAACGCCAAGAAGGUCUUCGAGGUGUGAGAAACAUUUUGUGGAGUGUUGGUAGAGGAGGUAUUUCUACCGUUGGAGGAGGAUUUUCUCGUGAAGCCUACAUGAAUGAGGCUUUUUUGCAGAUGACAUCUGCUGAGCAGAUGGAUUUCUUUUCAAAAACACCGAAUAGCAUACCACCUGAAUGGUUUGAAAUCUAUAGUGUGGCGCUGGCAAAUGUUGCUCAAGCAAUUGUAAGUAAAAGGCCAGAACUCAUCAUGAUGGCAGAUGAUCUUUUCGAACAACUGCAGAAGUUCAAUAUAGGUUCUCAAUAUGCUUAUGAUAAUGAGAUGGAUCUUGCAUUGGAAAGGGCACUUUGUUCAUUGCUUGUGGGAGAUAUUAGUAACUGCAGAAUUUGGCUUGGGAUUGACAAUGAAUCCUCGCCGCAUAGAGACCCUAAAAUUGUAGAGUUUAUCGUGAACAACUCUAGCAUUGACCAAGAGAAUGAUCUUCUUCCAGGGUUGUGUAAGCUUUUGGAGACUUGGCUUGUCUCAGAGGUUUUCCCUAGGAGCAGAGAUACUCGGGGUAUGCAGUUUAGACUUGGAGACUACUAUGAUGACCCAAAAGUUCUAAGCUACCUUGAAAUGAUGGAAGGUGGUGGGGCUUCUCAUCUGGCGGCUGCUGCCGCUAUAGCAAAACUUGGUGCUCAAGCUACAGCUGCUCUUGGUACCGUGAAAUCAAGUGCUCUCCAAGCAUUCAGCAAGGUUUUUCCACUGAUAGAACGGCUAGACCUGUCAGCCAUGGAAAAUCCUGACGAUGGUCUUGAGCAAUCUCUUGAGGAAAAUGGUGCUGGAUAUGACAUCUAUGGUUCCAAGAAUGCGGCUUUGAAGAUUGUCUCUGCUAGUGCAUUCUUUGCGCUGUUGACAGUAAUAGGCCUGAAGUACAUGCCACGUAAGAGGGUGCUCCCUGCUAUGAGGAGCGAGCAUGAGUCCGUGGCAGUCGCUGAUGUUGUCAAUUCAGUUGAUGACCAUGCAUUGGAUGAGUCAAUACAGAUUCCUAGAAUGGAUGCGAAGUUGGCAGAAGAUAUUGUCCGCAAGUGGCAGAGUAUAAAAUCCAAGGCCUUGGGGUCAGAUCAUUCUGUUGCAUCAUUGCAAGAGGUUCUCGAUGGCAACAUGCUAAAGGUAUGGACCGACCGAGCAGCGGAGAUUGAGCGCAACGGCUGGUUCUGGGACUACAAACUGUCCGACGUGACGAUCGACAGCAUCACCGUCUCCAUGGACGGUCGACGUGCAACCGUGGAGGCUACGAUCGAGGAGGCAGGCCAGCUCACCGAUGUAACCAACCCCAAGAACAACGACUCGUACGACACCAAGUACACCACACGGUACGAGAUGACCUUCGCCAAAUCCGGAGGGUGGAAGAUAACCGAAGGCGCGGUCCUCAAGUCGUAGAAGAGUCGACGUGCAGGCAGCACCUUAAUUCCUUCUGGAUUUUCGAAGUGUAAAUAAGCAGUGUAGGCUCUUUUAGGGCAGAGUUUGUCUAGGCUGAUCAGCGUGAAUUUGUUUUCCUGGUGUUGUAUUGUCACUACUACUAUUGCUGCUAGUUCUAGGCUAGAUCCUUGAAGAUAAAAGAGAAACAUAGUGCUAGAUUUGCAGAUCAGAUCAAUUUUUUUUUGUUGUUGUCUUCUUUGUGCUUGACAUUUUCUUUCUUAACUCGAAGGCACACUAUCAUCCUGUGUGAAGGUAUGAAUUUCGCUGUU
This is a messenger RNA of Brachypodium distachyon (stiff brome), 2689 nucleotides long. RefSeq names its product protein ACCUMULATION AND REPLICATION OF CHLOROPLASTS 6, chloroplastic. The transcript is spliced from 7 exons. Gene Ontology annotation, biological process: chloroplast fission. The coding region runs from base 96 to 2381 and encodes 761 amino acids. Gene Ontology annotation, cellular component: chloroplast inner membrane. NCBI's taxonomy places the organism in Eukaryota, Viridiplantae, Streptophyta, Magnoliopsida, Poales, Poaceae. The record is from RefSeq and is a predicted model, not a curated record.